Molecule: messenger RNA, 4063 nt
Organism: Phycodurus eques (leafy seadragon)
Lineage: Eukaryota; Metazoa; Chordata; Actinopteri; Syngnathiformes; Syngnathidae
Product: sarcoplasmic reticulum histidine-rich calcium-binding protein
Exons: 8
Coding region: 124-3765 (1213 amino acids)
Source: RefSeq, a predicted model, not a curated record
AAAGCAUCAGUAAACAUCUUUUUCUCCUUCAUCCUGGCGGCUGACUGCUUUUAGACCGACCACACGUAUUUCAGCCAUUUUUAUCAGGCCAACAGAAGAUUUGAAAAUUUAAAAAAAUCAGAAAUGUGUGACCAGCAAGAAAAAGUCAAGAACAAAAAAACAGCUGCCAAAUCUCAAGAAAUGAAGCACCAUCACCACCCACAUCAUCAGCAACUGAAGUUCCAUCAUUCAGAUGAAGAUGGCAGCCAAGGCGCCCAUUCAACAGCGGAGGACAGCUUGCUCAGUGAUGGCCUCCCUCAUCAUCAACAUCGCUCUCAUCGUUAUCGCUGCAAGCAAAGGCGUGGCCGGCUCUCGCCUUCUGAAACUUCUUUCACUUCUUCAUAUGGUUCCUCUUCAUCCACUUUCUCCUCUUCAUCAACAACCGCCUCCUCCGCUUCGUGUUCUUCAUCGUCCAACUCUUCCACCACUUCAGCAUCUUCCUCUAGUCUGUCAUCCGAGAGUAGUACUGAAACUUUGGAUAGAUUUCUCCUCAGGAGGCCUCAGCAUUCCCAGUCUUGGACGAACAUUUCUGGGAAGGACGGGUCCGUCGAAGAAGACACCGCACCGUUGGUCGCUCAUAGAGCUCAUGUAGGCAAGCAGAAACAAGCGAAAGGCAAGUCCGCUCACAACGGCUCCCAGCAAGGCACCGAGCAGACUCAAAAUAGUGCAAGUUUCCGCAAAUCCAAAUCGAUGGAGGCCCUCACUCGCCCCGCAGAAAGAGAGGGGCACGCAAACGAGGAGGAAGAGGGGAACGAAAAAAAACAGGUCAGAAAGAAUGUAAUGAAGGAAAAAAUGAAGUUCUCUGCUUUCCUUAAUGAGAUCACACGACAAGUGCUGAGCCCAAUGAGACUUAGCACUCUGGGGGUCACAGACGCUCAGAAAACAAGCAGCACGGAGCCCACCGGGAUUAGAUCCAGGAAGUCUGAGAGCAACACGGGACAGCAGAGGAGUCGGCCCGUCAGCGCCGACUCGGUGAAGUCCAGCAAGUAUUCUCACGCUUCGCUUUCCAAGUCUAAAUCGUUCCACCGCCAUCGUGAUCAUCGCUCUCCAGACCCGACCGAUCGCAUGCAACACAGGCCCAGAAGCUGCACUGAUAUAAGCCGUUUGGAAAGACAUCCGUCGCCGUCUCCCACUUCUCAGGAUUGCUCCCGUUCACCCUCUCGUAAGCAGCACCGUCGUCGGAACCAAGGAGAUCAUAUUCGUCGGUGUCAUCACCGUAGCGUCCCCCACAGCUCGAGUUAUCACAGAUACCCCCGCAACAGAAGUCCUCACCGUCGUCGCAGAUGCCACAGUCCUGUCUUCUAUCCUGACCAUGGAGAUCGGGACAGUUCCAGUUUUUACCACAACAAACGUUCUCCUCGCAAUCACUAUGAAGACAACCACGGUGGAGAGCGCUACAGCACUUCAACUCAUCCCCAUCGCACCGACUACCAUGACCCGGCUAUUCACCAGCACGGUGACCAUCGUUUCCAUUAUCCCCACGGAUACCACAACCGUGGUCAUGUUCCUCGCCACGGAGAUCCUCAUUAUACAAUGUAUCACCGUGAAGAGCGCCACAGCAGAACUCUCCCUCAUCAUCAGAUUCACAAUGGCACAUCACAGCACCACAAAGACCAUUCAAUUCCCCGUAGCAAUCAUUUAAAUCCAAAGCGUCCAACCACACCGCAUCGUGGAAAUAAAACCCAAAGCUGUGAGCACACCAAUACGCCCUACUCAAAACAUCACCAUGGAGACCACCAUGGCCUUUCUCAGCAUCACAGUUUAAAGGACCAACAUCACCGUGGUGUUCCUCACAGUGAUCCUCAUAAUCGUCAGCAUGGAGAGCACCACAGUGGGAUCCAUCAGCAUCACCAGGGAGUCCAUGGAGACGGAAGCCCCCGCCCUCAGCAGAGAGCCAGACCUAGUGAGUUUGAGCUCCAUCGCCAUGGAGACCAUCACAGGUCCAGUCACCAGAAUCAGCAGGGACACCGCCACAGUCCAAACCCUCAACAUCACCAUGGAGACGACCCCGAUGACGUACAUCAACCUGACGAUGACGAGAGCCAGAGUUCCUAUCAAGAACAGCGCCGCAGAGCUCAUAGUAGUCCAACCCGUCCCCAUCGUCAUGGAGACCAGCACAGUCCAAACCAUGAGGAUCACCACAGUAAUUUGCAUCAUCACAGUCAUGCAGAAAGUCAAAAUGCAGAGCAGCAGCACGGAGACCCUCACAAUCCAAAUGGCCAACACCACAACAGAGAUCAGACCAGUUCUCACCGUCAGCAUCACCACGGAGACCACAAAAGUCCAAACGGUCAUCACCAGCACGAAGGCCACCAUCGCCGCGUCCAUCAAAUCCAGCAUGGGGAUCCGAGUCAUCCUGAACCACAUCAAAACCGACACCUCUCCAAAAAUGAGCCUGAACUUGAGGAAAAGCACGAUCACAUUAUUAGACAGUCUGCUGGCAGUCUGCCGCCACAGCAGAACAAGAACGGAGUUCUUCCCUGCAAGCUGGACUCAACAAGAAAGCUCACCAGCCGAGAUGAGGGGCAAACAGACUUCACCGGCCCUUCGAUACCGCAAGAACCAACACAUGAAAUGGAUGAGAUCACGGUCCUACAGGAAGAGAAUGAAAGUCUGCAGCAGAGUUUCGUGAAGUCAGCAGUCAAUAUGGAAUUUUUGGGAGAAUUUUUAAGUAGCCAGAAGAUUCUGGAAGAGGAGCUCCAGAGGACCCGCGAGGAAUUGAGCAACCUCAUGGAGAGUUUUAAAAUACUCCACGAGAACUGCUCAUCCACACAACAAACAAAUAGCCUACUGGAGCAAAAACUUAACUCUGUGACUCGGAGCAUGGAGGGAGAGCGCGAGAGGUUGAGCCGACGCAUUUCAGGAUUGACAGAACAACUGGCUGCUGCAAAAUUUGCCAACAAUCCGGGCACGUUAAAUGUCAAAUCUGGGCUGAACACGACCUACGACCGUUUUCAUCUUGAUGAGGCCAUCAAUCAGGUUCUGCUCCCUAUAGCCCCUCCCCCCAUCCAGUUCAUGGACAGCCAAAACUAUGAAAAGGUCAAAGCAGCAGGGCAGGACCAAUGUCUAGGGUCAGUUCCGGAGGAGGAGGAGUCUGACUGGUCAGAAAUGGGGGACGAGAUCCCACGAUUUAUUCUGACAGCCUCGAACAGAAGUCAAGCAUGGAUGCCCAGGGAAGGAGACACGGACAAAGACGGCGAGUCAGGAGGCGAGGAGGUCGUCCGCCUUCCAUCUCCUCGACCCCUGCAGAUACCGCAUCUCCAGUUCACCAUCCACAAUGAGAUUUUACCUGCCCCGCCAGGCAACGCUUGCCCCUCAGGUAUGACAGGUGAGAACACAUUUAGGAUCACCGCUAGUCCGAAUCUUGGCUCUACCGUACUGAUCAGGUCGACGAGCCUGGAGGAAAUCCCGCUCGCGUGCCAUCAAUUGCCCAAGGAGCUCAGAGGCACGGAGGCCAUCAUGGACCUCCGCCGCCCUGGGGAUGAAGCUAUUGAUGAUUUCGAUAAUGAGAUCAUUCAUCGUUGGCGAAUGAACAACAACAGGGAUGGGAGGGCAUCAGAGGCCGAUAGCGCUCCCUGCAGUCUGCAGUCGGUGGAACAGAUGCUCAACCAGUUCCUGUGCGAGCCGCAGCCCGGCGAGGGCCCGUGUCAGCGCAGGUCUGAACUGCACGGCUGGACACAGGGGAUUGCGGAGGAGGUGCUCGGAGGGGAGCAAACGCAACUGUGAUCCAAUGUUCACACACCCUGAACUCCAAUGCAGCCUGGACUUUACCCAGCACGAUAGGCAAAUAAGUUUGUACUGACACUGUUAGAGGUAUUUGUUACUAUUUGUGGAUUUAUUCAAAGUGUAGUUUUGCAGUGCUGCAAUAUAUCACACUGAAAAAAGUGUAGUUUGAUCAGGUUCCAAACUGAGACAGGAGACGCAUACUGCUAUGGUAUACAUCAUAAUAUACAUGCUACUUCCUCUGCAUGACUUUACUAGAUUGUUUCCUUCCUGAUUCCAUCAGUAGAAUUUAAAGUAUGAA